This is a messenger RNA of Arabis nemorensis, 558 nucleotides long. The record is from the annotation of a GenBank genome assembly. Lineage: Eukaryota; Viridiplantae; Streptophyta; Magnoliopsida; Brassicales; Brassicaceae.
AUGAAUCCGACGAUGGAUUCCGGAGGCGGAGACGGUGGUGCGGCGGAGUUAUUACAGAUUCGUUUGAAUCAUAAACACGUUAUUAAAGAGAAUCAGUGUUCUUCAGUUCUCGUUAAGCAUAUCAAAGCUCCUGUUCAUCUCGUUUGGUCUCUAGUGAGGAGAUUUGAUCAGCCACAAAAGUAUAAGCCUUUUGUGAGUAGGUGUGUAAUGAAAGGUGAGAUUGGAAUUGGAAGUGUUCGUGAGGUUGAUGUUAAAUCUGGACUUCCAGCUACUACAAGCACUGAAAGAUUGGAGCUUUUUGAUGAUAAUCAACACAUUCUUGGUAUCAAAAUCGUUGGUGGUGAUCACAGGCUUAAGAACUAUUCAUCGGUUGUUACAGUACAUCCAGAGCUAAUAGAUGGAAGAGCUGGCACGAUGGUAAUCGAAUCAUUCGUGGUGGAUGUACCAGAAGGGAACACUAAAGACGAGACUUGUUACUUUGUGGAAGCUCUAAUACGAUGCAAUCUCAAAUCUCUGUCAAAUGUUUGCGAAAGAAUGGCUGCUCAGGACAUGACAUAA